Nomia melanderi (Alkali bee) is the source of this 1822-nucleotide messenger RNA. Its product is annotated as transmembrane protein 192. Gene Ontology annotation, cellular component: lysosomal membrane; late endosome. NCBI's taxonomy places the organism in Eukaryota, Metazoa, Arthropoda, Insecta, Hymenoptera, Halictidae. The record is from RefSeq and is a predicted model, not a curated record.
UAAGUAUCGGUCGACCUAUUUUGCAGUCGAGCAGCAUAUUAAUUACAUCUGCGGUUGAUUUUGCACUUUGAUUUCGUCGUCUGCUAGUAGAGAUUUUGAUGUUGCAUCAGUCAUAGAUAAAUUAAGCGUCCCGAAGAGUUCAGAUCGUUUCUGCUAUGCGUCACGCUCAGCGAAUUAAAAGUAUUCUGUGCUUGAUUGUUCGAUUUUGGUUAUGAAGGGUGUAACGGUUUCGUUUUCGCUUUCCAUCGUUUCACCGUGGAAUGGUCAGCCUUGUACGAAAUUCAAAUACGUCCAGUAGCAGCGUUGCUGAUGGAACGUAAACAUAACCUGCUUACGUCGUUUCUAGUGCUCCAAUUUCAAAGAGUUUUAAACUGUACACACUGUGCGAGCGUUCCUAUGCUUUAACAAAGUGUCAGUUUUUAAUUGGUGCGUUUAUUAGGGUGCUGUGUUUUUCGAUACAUCUCUCAAUAUGGACGACGAGGAAUGCUUUCAACCAGUGUUGAGUUCUCAAGAGGAAGAUGAAUUUAAAACAUUGGAUACUGUUCCAAUUGUAUCUGUUCCCCUUGUAUUUGGCGUGUGCUUAGAAAUUGCAGGAAUUAUAUUUGUGUGCGUAUGGCCUGAGGAACGAAAUAAAUGUGACACAUAUUUUAUAUACUUGUAUCUUCAUUGCGCUUACUGGUUGAUAAUUAUGAUGACGGAUCAUUUUGUCAAAGCCAAGCAUCAUAACUUGCGUAUUUAUGGGUACCUUGAUUUCUAUCAGUCAACGUAUCAACACAUAAGAACCCCCUUAUUCAUAGCAUCGCUGUGGAUCGUGUGUUAUUUAAUGUUGGCUGUUAUUUUACACCAUACGCAUAAAAUGAAUUACGAACAAUACUGUAGAGCAUCCGAAUGGUUUACACCGUUGAAUUAUAUCGUAUUUUUAACCACAUUGGAACUGCUGAUUAUAGUGCCAGUUUAUGUAAAUUAUAUUAAAAGGGUUCUAAAGUUCAACAAAGUACGUCCACCGCCAGAUGUUACACGAGAGGAAUGGUUAUCGUCUUUCACUCAAGAUACGUAUGCAGGUAGUGGAGAAGUAGGUUACCAUCAUACAGGAUCAAAUUUGGAAGAGUUAUUAGAGAAACAGGCAGAUUUGAUAAGAUAUUUGAGAGAUCAUAACGUUAAAUUGAGUCACAGGAUGAUGAUGCUAGCGGUUCAACAUAGAUUACCAGAAGCAUAAAUAAUUUAUAUGAACUACAAGCUUUUAGAUUAAUUAUAUUCUUUCAUAAAAAACAAAAAAGAGAAUGAGAAGUUGGAUAAUAUUAUGCACACUUUACAAACUAUGCAUUUAAUGCAGAGUUUUAGAUAAAAUACAGGAAACCUUGCAUAGAAAUCUCAAGUGAUAAGAAGGAAAUAUGUCUAUACAAUUUACGCAAUCUUCCACACUUGAUUUUAUGCUUAUUACGUUUACCGCAUAAAUGUGUUGUGUUUAUUGAACUUCCUACGAUAUUAUAUACAUAUUACUAUGCCGUUUAUGGUAUCCUCAUUUGUAUCGAAGGUCUACACUCUCUCUUCUAUAGUCAGUGUUAAACAUUUACUAGACUUGAAUGAUUGCAUACAAAUUUUGAUAACGAUAUAUACAUAUAUAAUCAAACAUAGCUAUUAAUAUUAUGUUCAUUCAAUCAAAGAACCAUUAUGACUUGGAAAUAAAACACCAUCGAUCAUAGAACUAGUAUUAUUAUGACACAAAAAUCAUAAUGUAAUCUAAUUAGGAAUCAAAAGUAAUUUCUGUGAUAAAAAUGUAUAUACUUAACAACUCGAAUAAAAUUAUAUUUUUUUGAUCGUA